UGGGACCUGUGGUUGCAUUGGGCUCUCCUUCCGCUGAGGGUGCUGCCUGAAGACCGUUCCGUGGGCGACGCCGUCGCUAUGACCAUUUGUCAAUUCUUCCUUCAAGGCCGGUGCCGCUUUGGAGACCGGUGCUGGAACGAACAUCCCGGCGCCGGGGGUGCGGGCGGGGGACGGCAGCAACAACCCUCAGGUAGUAACAGACGUGGAUGGAAUCCCUCCAGCCAGAGGUACUCGAGUGUUAUCCAGCCAUCCAGCUUCUCCAAAUCCACACCAUGGGGGGGCAGCAGAGAUCAAGAAAAGCCAUCUUUCAGUUCUUUGGAUUCUGGAGCUUCAAAUAGCAGGAACAGGGAGUUUGGACUAUCCCAGAAUCCAUUUGCUUCACCCAGCUCUGAUGAGCAGAAAGAUGAAAAGAAACUUCUAGAAGGAAUUAUAAAAGAUAUGGAAGUUUGGGAAUCAUCAGGGCAGUGGAUGUUUUCUGUUUAUUCGCCAGUGAAAAAGAAGCCUAAUAUUUCAGGUUUUACAGACAUUUCACCAGAGGAAUUGAGGCUUGAAUACCAUAACUACUUAACCAGCAAUAAUUUACAGAGUUAUCUAAAUUCCCUCCAACAGUUAAUAAAUCAGUGGAGAAACAGAGUAAAUGAACUGAAAAAUCUAAAUACAUCGGCUAACAUAGCUUCGCUCUCAGAUGUAAAGGGUGGAGUGAAUCAAGCAGCAGCUACAUUUGGAUUUGGCAGUAUGCAAGGAAUAACAUUUGGGCCACCAGGUUUUCCAGUGCAUAACAGCAGCAGUGCUAAUGCUCAGAAUUUUAGUUUUAAACCAAGCUCUGGAUUUGCCUCUGCCGCUUCUGGAAGUCCUUCUGUGUUUGGGAAUACUCCAGCGUUUGGAGCCGCACCCCCUGCCAGUUCUGUCAUCACUACUUCCACUCCAACAUUUGGAUUUGGGAAACCUGCAAUCACAUCUGCUGCUUCAUUUUCUUUUAAAAGUCCUGCAGCUUCCGGUUUUGGAUCACCUGGAUUUUCAGGAUUUCCAGCUCCCAUGGCAGCAGGCUCUGUUGGAGCCCCAGCCUUUGGAAGUGGCAAUUCUGUGGCUGGUUUUGGUAAUCUAGGCUCACAUUCUCACAGUGCUUUUUCCAAGUCAUCCAGUGACACCUUUGGAAAUAGCAGCAUAUCCACCUCUUUACCAGUCUCAAAUGGCAGCAUCACAACAGAUAAUGUGUUAUUCACACCCAAGGAUCAACUAACAGCAGAAGAACUGGAGCAGUUUCAAUCCAAGAAAUUUACUCUGGGAAAAAUUCCAUUAAAGCCACCACCUGUGGAACUUCUAAAUAUUUGAAAGGACAAUUUUAAAUACAGAAAAGAACAGCUCUUAAAGUUAUUUUGAGUGGUUCAUAUAUAAUUUCUCUGAGUGGUUCAAAUAUAUACAUAUAUAUGUACAUAUAUACGUUUAAGGAAUAUAAGCUUUCAAUAGUAACUUCAGGGGUUUUGAAAUUCAAUAUUUUUUUCAUAAAAAAUACUCAAGAGGUUUUUUUUUUUUUACUUUAAUUAUGAAUGGAACUGGAAAAACUGUCAGUGUGCACUGAAUUCUACAUCACUUUACUGUCAUACCCUUUAAAGGUUUACCUGUAAACAUUUUUUUUUUAGGAAGGAGAUCUUUCCUAAAGCCAUUAGGGGAAAAAAUGCUUAAAUAUGUAGCUUAUUUACCAAAUAAACAUCAGUAACAUCACUUUC
Molecule: messenger RNA, 1727 nt
Organism: Herpailurus yagouaroundi (jaguarundi)
Lineage: Eukaryota; Metazoa; Chordata; Mammalia; Carnivora; Felidae
Gene: NUP42
Product: nucleoporin 42
Exons: 7
Coding region: 79-1332 (417 amino acids)
Molecular function (GO): metal ion binding
Source: RefSeq, a predicted model, not a curated record